Molecule: messenger RNA, 561 nt
Organism: Metarhizium album ARSEF 1941
Lineage: Eukaryota; Fungi; Ascomycota; Sordariomycetes; Hypocreales; Clavicipitaceae
Exons: 3
Coding region: 1-561 (186 amino acids)
Source: RefSeq, a predicted model, not a curated record
AUGUGCAUAUUCGCAGCAGGCCUCCUGGGUAUAUCUUUGGCCUUCUUACCUUUCUUUGCCUUGGCAGCUCCUUCUCAGUCCUGCUCGCCAAAGAAGCCCAUCACCAGAGAACGGCAGAAACAGAUCAAGGACGAUUACUUAGCUCUCUGGUGCGGCGACUAUUCUCGUGCCGAUAAAGUUCUGUCCCCGGGUGUGACGCUGAAUAUCGAUCGGCAUCCAACUGCCGAUGGAAGUGCCCCUGUUGUCGUCAACAACUCCAGUGAUUUCAUGAACUUCCUCAGAUGGUCACGCACUGGGUGGGAGAAAUUCAACUUCAAAGUAGUUCACUGGGCUGCGGACGGCCACCACAUCGCCAUUCGUUGGAAACUGGAAGCGGUGAUGGGAACGGAUUAUUGUGCUCCGACAUCUCUCAAGCCAGGUGACGUGGUUUCAUACAACGGCACGGACUUCCUCGUUCUAAACGAGUGUACCGGGUUGGUCGACGAGGUCAACAUUGCCCAGGACAUGAUGAAUCUGUUUCACGCCCUCGAGUUGUUUCUGCCACCCCACCAACGAGACUAA